Oikopleura dioica is the source of this 681-nucleotide messenger RNA. Lineage: Eukaryota; Metazoa; Chordata; Appendicularia; Copelata; Oikopleuridae. The record is from the annotation of a GenBank genome assembly.
AUGCCCCCAAAGACACUCUUCAUCUACGCGGAAUCGACGGAGAUUCUCUGGGAGACCUGGGGCUUUGAUGACUCAAGCUUCAGUUUCUCCUGGGAAUCCGUCGAGAAUCCAAGUGGAAUUGCUCCUUGUGCGCCGUUAGAGAGCGCUGAGGGAUUUAACUAUCAUAUGGAGCUAUUUUUCAACAAUCUUCUCUACCAGAUGCAAUUGCGUCGCCCCUGGAUGUCAAAAGCACUUGAAAGAUUCUGGAAAAACAUCCAGAUCGCCGAGGAGCAUUUCCAGAAUGAAGGCGAGUGCGACUGGAAGUAUCACACGCCGACAUACGAAGCAUUUGAUUUCAAAGAAUUUGAUCCGACCUUUUCAAAAUAAACAACAAGCAUUGAGUACACAACAUUGCCGAUGAUCACUGAUCAAGGAACUUGUGAGACUGUCGAAGAUUACCUAAACCUCGAUACUGAUAGAUUUACUUGCCUCGUUCACUGUGAUUCUCCGAUCGAAAAAUGCACUUUAUAUGACACAGGUUGUUAUCAAUUUGGCGAUAACUGCUACAGACCCGUUGAAGUAGACUGGUCAUUCUGCGCAUCAGAAAACGGCUGGGGAAAGUGUACAGAAGAUGAAAUUUCUGGAAACUCAGUUGAAGAUAUUUGCGUUAAUGAAGAUGCUUGUUUAUUUCUUUAUCAAUAA